Condylostylus longicornis is the source of this 2198-nucleotide messenger RNA. RefSeq names its product mannan-binding lectin serine protease 1-like. NCBI's taxonomy places the organism in Eukaryota, Metazoa, Arthropoda, Insecta, Diptera, Dolichopodidae. Gene Ontology annotation, molecular function: serine-type endopeptidase activity. Gene Ontology annotation, biological process: proteolysis. The record is from RefSeq and is a predicted model, not a curated record. The transcript has 3 exons. The coding region runs from base 53 to 1945 and encodes 630 amino acids.
UUCUAUUUCCGAAUUAUUAUUCGUCAUUAUUAGUAGGUUUGAGUUAAAAGGAAUGAGAUUAGAUAAAUUCUUUUGUUAUUUUAUAUUUUUGUUAAUUAAAAUUGACAUAUUAAAUGCACAGUCAUGUAAUGUUCAUAGUUUUAAAUUUAUUGAAAACAAGGUAUUUUGUGAAGCUGACAAUGAUGUUUCAACAUCAUGUUUAGGAAAACCAUUUCCAGUGAAGAGAGCAUACGUUAGAUGUUCAAAUAAAUAUCAUAAUUAUAAAAAUAUUCCAUUAUUGACUAUUGAUUGCCAAGAUAAUGGUGAAUGGAGUGAUAAAAUUUUUAGAUGUAGACCAGAAUGUGAUGAUAGCAAUAUAUCAUUUAAUUUAAUUAAUCAUCCUGAUACAGAAUAUCCUCCAUGGUAUGCUGAAGUAAUUGAAUUUUAUCCGAAUUCAACUAUAAAAAAUUUUUAUCCUGGAGUAAUUUUAGCAGAAAGGCAAAUUUUGACAAAAAGAGAAUACUUUGAUCCUAGCCUUCCUGAAUUUUCUGCAGUUAACCUUGAAAUACGAAUUCCAAGAUUAAAGUAUAAAAAACCUAAAAAAUAUGUUCCAAUUUUUAAAACUUAUUUUAAUAAUAAAGAUCUUUUUGUUACGAUUCCGGGGCUAACCACAGAAGAAAUUGCUAAUACAACUACUGUUAUUUAUAUAGAUCAGAAGGAAUAUAUUCAAUUUGAUGAUGUUACAUUACCUGCUUGUGAUAGAAUAUAUUCAGAAGAAGAUAAAGGAACUUUAAAACUGUUACAGUUUGGAAAACGUUGGAUUUCAGAUUUAUUACCAAUUUAUGAAGUUCAUUGCUAUGUACCCCAAGUAAAUAAAACUGAAAUGGAAGUAGCGUGUUUUAGAUUUAAUAAUGAACAAAGUGAAUGUGGAGUUGUAGCAUAUCGUGCAUUAGUACGAUGUCAAAUUGGUUAUCAACAGAACACUAAUAAUAAUAAAGAUUUUAUAACAACUUGUACAUUGUUGGAUAAUUGGGUUCCUAAAUUAGAAGAGAAUGAUGGUUGUACUUUAGUAUGUGGAGAAGUAGACAGAAAAUAUCGACCAAGACAAACUGAAUUAAUAUUUGGUGGUUCUGAAACCCAUAAUGGAUUUGCUCCGUGGCAUGUUGCUAUUUAUUUAAAUAACACGAAGAAACAAACUAUUCAACAAAUAUGUGGUGGCAAUAUAAUUCAUUCGAAUAUAAUUUUGUCAGCUGCUCAUUGUUUUUAUAAUCGUGGCACCGAUAAAAUUAAUAAUGCUUCAAGUUAUAUAAUUGGUGCUGGUAAAUUUUAUCGUCGAUACGAAACAUUAGAAGAAUCUGAGCAAUACUCAAGCGUCUACGCCAUUCAUAUUCCUGAAAAUUUUGAAUCCUUUCCAAUACGAAAUGAUAUAGCAGUUUUAAUACUUGAUAAACAUAUGAACUAUACGGCAAAUAUUAAACCAGUUUGUAUUGACUUUAGUUCACAUACAAUUCCUGGUGAUUUGGAAGGUUCUAUUGUUGGAUGGGGUGCACGAUCAGCUACUGACGAGGAAAGUAAUGAAUUAUUAACAACUAAUUUAACAACUUUAACUAAUAUUAGAUGUAAACAAGUAGUUGGUCCAACUGAUAAAUCUGAAGUUACAAAUGAGAAAUUCUGCGCUAUAAAUGAGAAUGGUUCAGCAGCUUGUAGAGGAGAUAGUGGUGGUGGAUAUGUUAUAAAAAAGAGUAUUGAUGGUAAAGAUCGAUACUUUUUACUUGGUGUCGUCAGUAUCGGUCUUAAUAGUAAAAAUUUUUGCUCAAAUGGUUUUACGACAGUUUUUACAAAUAUUUUAAUUUAUGAAGACUUUAUCAAAAAAAGUAUUGCGAUUGGCAGAAAUCGUAACACAUAUGAACGUUACGAAAACCUAAAAGAAAGAUCGAAGAAUUCGAAUACCUCAACUGUUCUAUAAUAACAUCCUUUAUACUACUAAAACCAUGCGGAACUGGCAUUCCCAUAAAAAAAUUAUAGUAAAUCUGGUAGAAUCAUGGAAAUUUAUUUGUAACAUUAAAAAAUAGUCUCAGUGAAGAGCAGUCUUAAUGCUUUCCGUUGUGUAAUCAGACGACGUACAACUGCACUAUCAAGUCAUAAAAUUUUAUUUAAUGUUUAAGUAAAAAUAGUAUUCUAAAUAAAUAUUUUUUCUUUGUAUAAAAUUAAGGAUUAAA